Molecule: messenger RNA, 1667 nt
Organism: Eurypyga helias (sunbittern)
Lineage: Eukaryota; Metazoa; Chordata; Aves; Eurypygiformes; Eurypygidae
Product: fibroblast growth factor receptor 2-like
Cellular component (GO): plasma membrane
Molecular function (GO): fibroblast growth factor receptor activity; fibroblast growth factor binding
Source: RefSeq, a predicted model, not a curated record
AUGAAGAGCCCCUUCCUUCUGCUGGCAGAUGUUCAGGUGCAGAAGCUGGCAGAAGUCUUCAGCAACAGCCCUCGUUCCAAGGGAGGAGUAUUAACCUGGCCGAAGGCACUGCUUUCUCUCCAUGCGUCUCUAGAGGUGUUCAGAUGGGAUUAAAGUCCACAUGGAGAUAUGGAAAUGGACCAGGAUUUUACUCUAAAAAGAUGGUCAGCUGGGAUUCGGGUUGCCUUAUCUGCCUGGUGGUCGUCACCAUGGCUGGACUUUCCCUGGCUCGACCUUCGUUUAAUUUAGUUGUUGAAGACGCCACGCUGGAACCUGAAGAGCCGCCAACCAAAUACCAAAUCUCUCAGCCAGAUGUAUAUUCAGCACUUCCAGGAGAACCGCUUGAGUUGCGCUGUCAAUUGAAAGACGCCGUCAUGAUCAGUUGGACUAAGGAUGGGGUCCCUUUGGGGCCCGACAAUAGGACAGUGAUUAUUGGGGAGUACUUACAAAUUAAGGAUGCUACACCCAGAGAUUCGGGCCUCUAUGCUUGCACUGCUGUUAGGACCCUAGACAGUGAUACUCUGUACUUCAUUGUAAAUGUUACAGAUGCUCUUUCCUCUGGGGAUGAUGAAGACGACAAUGAUGGGUCUGAGGACUUUGUGAAUGACAGCAACCAGAUGAGGGCACCUUAUUGGACACAUACGGACAAAAUGGAGAAGAGGCUGCACGCGGUGCCAGCAGCAAAUACCGUCAAGUUCCGUUGUCCGGCGAUGGGAAACCCAACACCAACCAUGAGAUGGCUGAAAAAUUUUUUUAAAGAGUUUAAACAAGAGCAUCGUAUUGGCGGAUAUAAGGUCCGUAACCAGCACUGGAGUCUCAUCAUGGAGAGCGUGGUCCCGUCCGACAAAGGGAAUUACACGUGCAUAGUGGAAAACCAGUACGGGUCCAUCAACCACACGUACCAUCUCGACGUUGUCGAGCGAUCACCGCACAGGCCCAUCCUCCAAGCUGGCCUUCCAGCAAACGCCUCUGCCAUCGUCGGAGGUGACGUCGAGUUUGUCUGCAAAGUCUACAGUGAUGCUCAGCCUCACAUUCAGUGGAUAAAACAUGUCGAGAAGAAUGGCAGUAAAUACGGACCAGAUGGACUGCCCUAUCUUCAGGUUUUAAAGCAUUCGGGGAUAAAUAGUUCCAAUGCUGAAGUGCUGACACUGUACAAUGUGACAGAGGCGGACGCUGGAGAAUAUAUUUGUAAGGUCUCCAAUUAUAUAGGGGAGGCCAACCAGUCUGCCUGGCUCUCUGUUCUGCCGAGUAUACAAGCUCCUGAAAAAGAAAAAGAAUAUCCGACAUCUCCAGACUACUUGGAAAUAGCAAUUUACUGCAUAGGGGUCUUCUUAAUUGCCUGCAUGGUGCUGACAGUCAUCCUGUGCCGCAUGAAGAACACCACCAAGAAACCCGAUUUCAGCAGCCAGCCCGCUGUCCAUAAGCUGACAAAGCGAAUCCCUCUGCGCAGACAGGUGUCGGCUGACUCGAGCUCCUCCAUGAAUUCCAACACGCCUCUGGUGAGGAUAACUACUCGCCUCUCCUCUACUGCCGAUGCCCCCAUGUUGGCAGGAGUCUCGGAAUACGAAUUGCCAGAAGACCCGAAAUGGGAGUUUCCAAGAGAUAAGUACGUAGCCCGUUUCCCUUAA